Frankliniella occidentalis (western flower thrips) is the source of this 3552-nucleotide messenger RNA. RefSeq names its product 1-phosphatidylinositol 4,5-bisphosphate phosphodiesterase (gene norpA). NCBI's taxonomy places the organism in Eukaryota, Metazoa, Arthropoda, Insecta, Thysanoptera, Thripidae. The coding region runs from base 187 to 3459 and encodes 1090 amino acids. Gene Ontology annotation, molecular function: calcium ion binding; phosphatidylinositol-4,5-bisphosphate phospholipase C activity. The record is from RefSeq and is a predicted model, not a curated record. The transcript is spliced from 19 exons. Gene Ontology annotation, biological process: phosphatidylinositol-mediated signaling; lipid metabolic process.
UUUGUCGGCAGACGUAUCAGUAGAGCCAGGCGCUGGCCAGCAGGCCCAGCCGAGCAGCGAGCGCCGCGCAGAACCGCGCAGCUCCGCGGGCGGCCCCGCUGGCCCAGCAGGCACUGCACCGGGUCGCACGGCGCGGCCCCGGAUCAUGAGACAAGUCCCAGCCCGCGCCGCUGAGCAGACGACAACAUGACGAAGAAGUUCGAGUUCGACUGGCAGAUCCCUGUCCCGCAGCCGCUGCUCGACGGCUGCGUGUUCGACCGAUGGACGGACGAGGGGGGCAUCGAGCCGGCGUGCCUCUUCAAGUGCGACGAGUUCGGCUUCUUCAUCUACUGGAAGAGCGACGGCAAGGAAGGCGAUGUGAUCGAGCUGUGCCAAGUGAGCGACAUCCGUGCAGGCGGACUCCCAAAGGAAGUGAAACUGCUGGAGAAGCUUCAGUCCAAGCAUGGCAACGACCUGGAGGACAAAUCGCUCACCAUCUGCAGUGGUACCGACUACAUCAAUAUCAACUACCAGCACGUGGUUUGUCCCAAUGCCGAAACCGCCAAGGAAUGGGUUGACGGUCUACGUGCAAUCACUCACAACAUUAAAGCUAGUAACGUGUGCCCAAUGACAUGUUUAAAAAAGCACUGGAUGCGACUCAAAAUGCUGACAGACGCAAAAGGCUUGGUUCCCGUCAAGGUGAUCGCGAGAACAUUCGCGUCAGGCAAAACAGAGAAACUAGUGUAUCAAUGCCUAAGCGAUCUGGAAUUGCCGAGCGGGAAGGGUGAUUCCAUAGAACCGGAGGCGUUCACAUUCGACAAGUUUUAUACACUCUAUCACAAGAUCUGUCCUCGAAAUGACAUCGAGGAGCUGUUCCAGUCGAUUAACCAAGGCAAGAGCGACACCAUCAGCACGGCACAAUUCGUCGAUUUCCUGAACGAAAAGCAACGAGAUCCGCGGCUCAACGAAAUCUUGUAUCCAUUGUACGACGAGAAGAGAGCCACCGAAAUCAUCGACACCUACGAGCAGAGCGAGGAGAUCCGUAAAGAACGAAAACUUUCCAAGGACGGACUUAUCAGGUACCUCAUGUCGGACGAAAAUGCCCCGGUGUUCCUGGACCGCUUGGACAUUUACAUGGACAUGGACCAACCCCUGGCGCACUACUACAUAAACUCUUCUCACAACACUUAUCUGUCCGGUCGUCAGUUUGGAGGAAAGUCUUCCGUGGAGAUGUACAGGCAGACUCUGCUAGCUGGCUGCAGGUGCGUGGAGCUGGACUGCUGGGAUGGGAAAGGCGAGGACGAGGAGCCCAUCAUCACGCACGGCAAAGCCAUGUGCACCGACAUCUUGUUCAAGGACGUCAUCUACGCCAUCCGCGACACGGCAUUUGUUACAUCUGACUACCCUGUCAUCCUGUCUUUCGAGAACCAUUGCUGCAAGGGACAACAGUUCAAACUAGCCAAGUACUGCGACGAGAUCUUCGGAGACUUGCUGCUGAGCGAGGCUUUGCCCGAUUACCCGCUGGAGCCCGGCGCGCCACUGCCGCCGCCAAGCGCCCUCAAGCGCAAGAUCAUGAUCAAGAACAAGCGGCUCAAGAAGGAAGUGGAGGUCCGCGAGCUGGAGCUGUUCAAGCAGGGCCAGCUCGUCAUCGAGGACGAGGAGAAGGAAGACGCGUCUGCCCCCGCCGCGGCGCCCCCAGAGGAGAAGAAGGAGGAGGAGGGCGCCCCCGACGCGCCGCCGCCCGUGCAGCACACGGGCUCAACCACCAACGUGCACCCGUGGCUGUCCUCCAUGAUCAACUACGCGCAGCCAGUCAAAUUUUCCGGUUUUGACGUGGCAGAUGAGAAAAACAUCCACCACAACAUGUCCUCUUUCGCGGAGACGGCCGGCCUGGGCUACCUCAAGUCGCAGGCGAUCGAGUUCGUCAACUACAACAAGCGGCAGAUGAGCCGCAUCUACCCGCGCGGCACGCGCGCCGACUCGUCCAACUACAUGCCGCAGGUGUUCUGGAACGCGGGCUGCCAGAUGGUGUCGCUUAACUUCCAGACGUCCGACCUGCCAAUGCAGCUCAACCAGGGCAAGUUCGAGUACAACGGCAACUGCGGCUACCUGCUCAAGCCCGACUUCAUGCGGCGGGCUGACCGAAGCUUCGACCCGUUCGCCGAGUCCCCGGUGGACGGCGUGAUCGCCGCCCAGUGCGCCGUGCAGGUGAUAGCUGGACAGUUCUUGUCCGACAAGAAGGUGGGAACCUACGUCGAGGUGGACAUGUACGGCUUGCCAACCGACACGAUCCGCAAGGAAUUCCGCACCCGGAUGGUCCCUGCGAACGGCCUCAACCCUGUCUAUAACGAGGAGCCGUUCCUGUUCAGAAAGGUCGUGCUGCCAGACCUGGCCGUGCUGCGCCUGGGGGUGUUCGACGAGACGGGCAAGCUGCUCGGCCAGCGCAUCCUGCCCCUGGACGGCCUGCAGGCCGGCUACCGCCACAUCUCGCUCCGGACAGAGGCCAACUUCCCCAUGUCGCUGCCCAUGUUGUUCUGCAACGUCGAGCUCAAGAUCUACGUCCCCGACGGCAUGGAAGAUUUCAUGGCGGCUCUGUCGGAUCCGCGGGCGUUCCUCUCGGCGCAGGAGAAGCGCACGGCGCAAAUGGAAGCCAUGGGCAUCGAGGCCACGGCCAUCGACACGAAGGAUCUGGUGCUGAGUUCCGGGCCGAAGAAAGGCUCCAAGUCCGGCCCGAAGGGAGGGGGUGCGGGCGGCGCGGGCAAGGCCGAAGAAAAGAAGGAGGAGGACCUAAAGCUGGAGCCGCUCACUGUGGAGACCUUGCGCAACGAGAAGGGCUUCCAAAAGACGGCUCGUAAGCAACAGAAGGAACUGGACACGCUGCACAAGAAGCACCAGAAGGAACGCCUUACUGUACAAAAAGCUCAGUGUGCUGCUAUCGAAAAGCUCGUGAAGGGGAAAAAUAAGGCGGAGGUCGCCUCCGACCCGGCCAUUCGAAAGCUGGUCCAGGAGCAGACGGCUCAGUGGUCUGAGAUGGUGGAGCGGCAUCGUAAGGAGGAAUGGAAGUCUAUGAAACAGCACGUGACUGACCAGGAGGAGAUUCUUAAGCAGCUGCUGACCACGACGCAGGCCUCGCAACUCCGCCAGCUUGAAGCCAAACAUGAGAGAGAUUUGAAGGAGAUGAACACCAGGCAGGCAAAGAUCUCUGUGGAGACUAUGAAGGAAGUGGCCAAUGAUAAGACCCUCAAGACAAAAGGAGACAAAGAUCGUCGUCUCCGGGAGAAGAAGCAAAACAAUACCAAAAAGUUCAUGGAGGAGCGCAAGAUGGCACAGAUGAAGCAGGGGAAAGACAAAGAAAAGCUCAAGAAGAAACAUGAGAAGGAAACCGAAGAACUCUCAAAAGACGUCCAAAGUCUCAUCAAAAUGUACACUAAUGAAGAAAUAGAAUAUGAUCUUGGAUCCAAGUCAGAAUUCUAUGUGUAAACAAUAUAGAAGCCGACAGAUCUCCUGAGAGCUUCUUUUUGAUUCUGCGCCUAAUUCCACUAUGGGCCUAAUUGCUUUGACUAGUAGUGACAA